Molecule: messenger RNA, 2725 nt
Organism: Doryrhamphus excisus (bluestripe pipefish)
Lineage: Eukaryota; Metazoa; Chordata; Actinopteri; Syngnathiformes; Syngnathidae
Gene: msi1b
Product: musashi RNA binding protein 1b
Biological process (GO): central nervous system development; regulation of translation
Cellular component (GO): cytoplasm
Molecular function (GO): mRNA binding
Source: RefSeq, a predicted model, not a curated record
AGGAGGAGGUGGAGGUGGAGUCUGUCCCAGCUCGCAUCUGGCCCGCUCCCCUCUGUGACACCCCAGGCCAAACCCACCCUGAGCCUCUCACUCAGUGUCCGCCUGUUCACAGAGCAGCACACACACACACACACACACACAUACACACACACGCAGAGGGCCAGGACACGGAAUGGAUACGGAAGGGAGCCAGAGCAGCCUGUCCACUACGGACUCCCCUCACGACCCCUGCAAAAUGUUCAUAGGUGGACUCAGCUGGCAAACAACACAAGAGGGUCUGAAGGAGUACUUUUGCAAGUACGGCGAAGUGAAGGAGUGUAUGGUGAUGCGAGAUCCGGUUACUAAGCGCUCGAGAGGCUUUGGAUUUGUCACCUUUGUGGAUCAGGCUGGUGUGGAUAAAGUUUUGGCCCAAACCCGGCAUGAGUUGGACUCCAAAACAAUUGAUCCGAAGGUGGCAUUCCCUCGGAGGGCUCAACCGAAGUUAGUGACUCGCACCAAGAAGAUCUUUGUGGGAGGCCUGUCCGUAAACACCACUAUAGAAGACGUCAAGCAAUACUUCGACCAGUUUGGAAAGGUGGACGACGCCAUGCUCAUGUUCGACAAGACCACCAACAGACACCGAGGGUUUGGCUUUGUGACCUUCGAGAACGAGGAUGUGGUGGAGAAAGUCUGCGAGAUCCAUUUCCACGAGAUUAACAACAAAAUGGUGGAAUGCAAGAAAGCUCAACCCAAGGAGGUGAUGUCCCCAACUGGCUCGGCCAGGGGGCGCUCUCGGGUGAUGCCCUAUGGAAUGGAUGCGUUCAUGCUGGGGAUUGGAAUGCUGGGUUAUCCAAGCUUCCAGACUGCCACCUACACCAGUCGGAGCUAUGCAGGCAUCACCCCCGGAUAUACCUACCAGUUCCCUGAGUUCCACUUAGAGAGGACUCCCCUUCUGACUUCACCCCACCCCCCUGAGCUCACAGCCAUUCCCCUCACAGCGUAUGGACCAAUGGCGGCGGCAGCGGCGGCAGCAGCAGUAGUCAGAGGCUCUACCCCAUCUCGCUCAGCUGGAUUUUUGGGAACCAGUAGCCCGGGUCCCAUGGCAGAACUUUAUGGAACAGCUGGUCAGGAGUCAGCGGUCAGCAGUUACCUCAGUGCUGCAAGUCCUGCCCCGAGCACUGGAUUCAGCCACAGUCUUGGGGGUCCUUUGAUCGCCACAGCCUUCACUAAUGGCUAUCACUGAGAAAUGCAGAUGUGUUGAUGCGGAGCUGGAGGGAGUUGGCGCUAUUUUGCAGGUGAUCUGGCCUGUUUGUGUCCACUUUGCCUCUCAAGGUGGGGGCAGCUGAAAAGCCCCAUCACACACACACACACACACACACACACACACGCGCACCCACACUGACGUCAACCUCAGCAUAAUCUCUUUUUAAAAAAAGAUUUUUUUAAAAAGCCAGCAAAAAGAACAAAACACAUACAAAUGCUGUAUUUUUGUGUUAUUUUUUUCCUGUUCUGUUCACUUUGCCGUAUGAGCGAUGGCUGCAUUUUGUGCUAUCAGGUUACCUGACCUCUUAUUUCUCUCAUAAAGAGCUGAAUCUCCAAGCAAAGGUCAGGAGCUGUACUAAAAAAAAAAAGUUCAUAAUGAAUUUUAACACAUGAUUUGUGAUCAAUUCCGUUUCUUGAAAAGGUGUCACAAAGUGUAUAUUGUUGUAGGUUUUUAACAAAAUCGCAUUACCUUUAAAAUGAAGAGGAGGGUCAUUGGUCACAGUUACAUGAUCGGCCUACAUGAGCUGUACAAUGUUGUAAAAUACUGUAAAUAUGACUUUUCUUUGGGGGUUAAGGAAGAAGGAUGGGUGUGGGGAGUGCAGCUACAGGAUAUUUAGGCUCUGGAAGGCUUUAGAGAAGUGAUACAUUUACUUCUUUUCAACAAUCCUACACUUUGUCACAUAUCAUAGAUCUCAGUAUGUGUCUGUCACUGUUAGACCAGCCAUACUUUUGCAUAGGCAUUUCUAUUUCUGUGUCACUUCAUUGAAAAGCUGCUCUGAGUUCAGCGAAGGGAGGAGUUGUCUUUAUUAUUGUAUUGUUUUUGAGGGUGGGUGGGAGGGUAUACGUUCACGGAAAAAUGCUCCUUACACGCCAGAGGGGGGGAAAAGCAUGCUGUUUUCCUAUUUUGUCAUAUUGUUUUUACUGUGAUUUUCAAGAUGUGAAUAUUGUUUAUGGAGGAACAUGAAGGACUAGUCUGUUACACACACACAAACACUAAUAGCCACUUUCUUCUCUGUGCUGAUUGUGUGUUUGUGUGUUACAUGGUUUCCUAAACAUGUACCAUGUUGUUUAUGGUUGAGGAGGGAGGUACCUCUGUGCAAAUGUGAAAUUUUAAUUAGACUUUUUAAUAAUACAUUAACAUUCUUAUUGAAAAUGUGUAAAUGCUACAUCCAUCAGUGCAUAUCCACUUCAGGGCAUAGUUUUACAGCAAAAUAACUGCAUUGGAAGUGAAUAGGAUGUUGCACUGGCUGACCAAUAUAAGAAAACUUUGGCAAAAUAACAAACACUCCCAAUCUACAAUAUACCUAAAAGAUUUUCAGAUUUUCAUUGACCUUCUCACUCACCGGCACAACUGCAGGUAGUUCAUAUACUUUGACGCUGGAAAACAACAAUCUUGUCAACACUGUAACCUGAAUUUCACUUUUCUUUUGUGGAAAAAAAAAAGCUUUUUAAAAUUCCUAAUAAAUUAUUUAAAAACACUCCA